GAUGCCAGGAUGCUAGCAGCGGUCCCACUUUCAGCUAGUGCGGAGCGCAUGAUUUCUUGUGUUGAUACUGCGAAGCCCUCCAUCUGAAACUCUCUGGGCACAGGAGGGGUGUAUAUACUGGCGCUCACGCUCACCGACCUCUGCGCCUCUAUUCCUGUCCUGCCAGCUGUUCACCGCUACUAUCAUUGUCCCCCGGUUAUCGUCUGAUCCGUCUCAUUAUGGUUUCCUUCUCGUGCGAAAACUGCGGCGAUGUCCUCACCAAAAAGAAGCUGGACCCGCACAGGAACCAGUGCUACGGCGCAUCCUACACCUGCCUCGACUGCAUGGUCCACUUCCCGGGCACCAGCUACAGAACUCAUACGGCCUGCAUAACCGAAGACCAGAAGUACCAGGGCAAGCUGUACAAGGAGAAGAAACCCAAGGGCCAGCAGCAGAGGAACAACGCGCAGGCCCUCACUCCACGCAAUGCCCAUGUCCAAGGCGCAACCGAGGCAGACAACGCCGUUGCGCUCGUCGAUGCGCCCCCUCGCGCCCCCACCCCGCCGCCUGCCGCCCACUCGCUUGGGUACCACGAGCAAGCUGCUCUGCCGUCCGUCAAUGUUUUCGACUUCCUCGACAACUCCGAGACACCAAGCGCCCGUCGAACAGAGUCCCGCAUGAUCGAAGACAGCGCCCCGCCUGCCUACACAGAGACGCCCAUGCCUGCAAUUGCAGACGUCAUGUCCUUCCAGCUGCCAGAUGACGCAUCUUUCGUCCAGACUGGCUUCGCAUACGGCGACAAGCCAGUCCAUCCCUCAAACGAGCGAUUCGAUUCAUAUACCACACCUGCUCCGAAAUCCAGGAAGUCGAAGAAGGACAAGGACGUCGAGACGAGCUCCAAGAAGAGCGAACGCAAGCGAAAGCGAUCACCUGCCGAGCUCGACUUGUCGGCCGUACGAGCUCAGGAAGAGAAGGACACCAUGAUGGAGGAUGCGCCUCCCAUGCUUCACUCUGGCCUCACCGGCGGACUCAACAGGCUGCUCGCCCGACCCGAGUUCCCACCUUCGCCUGAUGAUUCCGGAGACUUCGCCAACUCCCCACUGAGCCCCAUGAAGCGCGCCAAGCAAGGCACUUCGAAGGCGCUGAUGCGCGCGCAGCGAGACUGGGAGAUCCAGCAGCAGAAGGAGAAGAAGGUGGAGAUCAAGGAAGAGAGGGAGCGCCAGAAGGGAGAGAAGAAAGAGAAGAAGGAGAAGAAGGAGAAAGAGAGGGGUCGUGAGAAGGAGCGCAAGGAGCGCAAAGCCAGCACAGCACUCGUCAAGAUCAGACCUAAGAAGAAGACGGACGGAUCGCCUCAGAUCAGGCGUCGCCGCCAGUACUCUUCGUCAGUGUCACCGGCGCCACGAGAGCAUAAGCCAAAGGCUAUUGAGUACAGCCGAUCGUCCUCAAGCUCGCCAGCCCCGGAUGGCAACGGCCAGCUCGUGGUACGCCCCGAAGCCGGCGAGCUUGCUUUACCCAUCAGCACGCGAGCUGAGUUGUUCAUGUCCUUCAUCAACAAAGGUCCCGAAUCUGGGCGAGGCGUAAGCGUCAACAAAGCUCUGAAGAGGUAUCACCGCGAGCGUCACGAGCGACGGGAAGACGAUCUGCACAAGGCAGAUGAAGAGAAGGAGCUCUGGAAGGACAUCCGUCUCAAGCGAAACGACAGGGGCGAGAUCGUCCUUUUCUUCGCUCCCGAGUCGUCCUGACUAGACUUAGCUCUUGACUUCGUCCAGCAGAUGCGGGAUUGCAGCUGCUCCGAGCCGUCGCCGAGUCAAGAGUCGCAUGAUACCGACGACUACGUCAUGGUAGAGGGUGUCUGAACAGACCACUACCCUAUCACCGAUUUCUUUCCUUUCUUCUGGUAGAUACCCGACGCUCGUCAACACUGGUCUGG
This is a messenger RNA of Macroventuria anomochaeta, 1909 nucleotides long. RefSeq lists its product as uncharacterized. The transcript is spliced from 3 exons. Gene Ontology annotation, biological process: negative regulation of transcription by RNA polymerase II; rRNA processing. NCBI's taxonomy places the organism in Eukaryota, Fungi, Ascomycota, Dothideomycetes, Pleosporales, Didymellaceae. Gene Ontology annotation, cellular component: nucleolus. Gene Ontology annotation, molecular function: DNA binding. Bases 219 to 1721 code for a protein of 500 amino acids. The record is from RefSeq and is a predicted model, not a curated record.